Soboliphyme baturini is the source of this 393-nucleotide messenger RNA. The record is from the annotation of a GenBank genome assembly. Lineage: Eukaryota; Metazoa; Nematoda; Enoplea; Dioctophymatida; Soboliphymatidae.
CGACACGCUCGUUCGUCGAACAUCGUCCGACCAUCGCCUAUCACAACCUGCGGAAACAGAGAGUACCACUGUGCCAAUAUCAUCCCCGUUGACGCUGCGUUCUCAUCUGCUCCGUUUGGUCAACGGAUAAUAGGCCGAUUCUUUUUCACACCGACUUUCAUCUGCACAAAAAUCAGCGGCGGACGGAAAAACAGCAAUUUACAGCGAGUGAUUAGAUGCCGUUUGGCAGACGACGGCUCGGCCACCGUCAACCGUCCGAAUGGACGACCCCCAGCAGCCGGACAUCGCACCGGCCAAUUUAAGACACAGGAAGUGCCGGCGAAAAAGGAUAAUAAAUGCGUAAUUACGUCCGAACACGACAAGCCGGUUUCGUUUUUCGGCGUCUGGCACUAA